Tinamus guttatus (white-throated tinamou) is the source of this 1076-nucleotide messenger RNA. The record is from RefSeq and is a predicted model, not a curated record. NCBI's taxonomy places the organism in Eukaryota, Metazoa, Chordata, Aves, Tinamiformes, Tinamidae.
AUGGUGGGAUGCUGCUCUGUUGCCCGCCUGCCCUCUUGGGUUGUUUCUGAGCAGGCUCCAGUUAAAAGGUGCCGAUGUGCCUGGUGGUGGCAGCUGCCGCGGGCUGUGGUUCUCACUAGCGGGCGGGAGCUGGAGGUCAGUAGGUCGGUCUUGGACCAAAGGGAGUUGGGGGUUCAGAGGAGCACACAUAGUGCCAUCUGCAUUAGAAAACUCUUGGCUUUCUUUACAAAAUCCUGUUGUUUGUCAAAUGCUGAAUGUUGCCCUGCUUCUUUUUCAGUACCAAAGAAAUGUCAGAAGGCUCGUGAACACUUUGGUACAGUCAGAACCCAGCUGGCAUCUCUGAAGACCAAGUUUCCUGCUGACCAGUACUACAGAUUUCAUGAGCACUGGAGGUUUGUGCUGCAGCGGUUGGUGUUUCUGGCAGCAUUUGUUGUCUACUUGGAAGCAGAAACAUUAGUGACCCGAGAAGCUGUUGCAGAAAUACUUGGGAUUGAAGCUGAUCGAGAGAGAGGCUUUCAUCUGGACAUAGAAGACUAUCUUUCUGGUGUGUUAACUCUUGCCAGUGAGCUGGCCAGGCUGGCAGUGAACAGCGUCACGGCCGGCGACUACUCGCGCCCUCUGCGCAUCUCCACUUUUAUCAACGAGCUGGAUUCUGGCUUCCGUCUCCUCAACCUGAAAAACGACUCCCUGCGGAAGCGCUACGAUGGCCUCAAGUACGAUGUCAAGAAAAUUGAGGAAGUGGUUUACGACUUGUCGAUCAGAGGACUCAAUAAGGAGGCCACGGGCGGUGUUGGUGGUGAGAAAUGAAGGAUGCUCGUGGCAUCAUUGAUUACCUCAGAUGGUUGCCAAUUUCGGAGGCAUGUUAGCAAAACCCUCCUGCAGUAGUUUAGAAGAACUGCAGCUGAAAGCUGCUCUCUAUUUUCUUACAAAAUGUGUAGUACGGGUGUUAGAUCUCCAAAUGUUUUGUAAAAUCAUGCUUAGGUUAGGACAAAAGGCUCUUUUUGGUGAAAUUCCUCUGUCAAAACACAUUGCUGCUCUGCGCCCAGCAGCACUAGCUCUCGCUAACUCUCAUAAGC